UCAUCGAACGCGCGUACGCCCAACUGUGAUAGGAAGGAGAUAGAGCGAGUGCGGUCUUAUCUCACCGGCCAUGUGUCCACAGCACCCUGAUUAGACGCGCUGGGUCUCAGUGGAUGGACGAUGACAUGUGUGAUGCCGUGACGUCACACCUGCUCGGAUCGCGUCCCAACACGUACACGUACACGAAGGCGCUCGCAGAACACCUGGUGGCCGAGGGCAGAGGCGACAUCCCGACCGCCAUCAUCCGACCAUCCAUCAUCGGCGCCGCGUGGCGGGAGCCCAUGCCCGGAUGGAUAGACAACUACAACGGCCCCACCGGUAUCUUCGUGGGCAUCGGUAAGGGACUGCUGCGCUACAUGAUGGGAAGCAUGGCCGCCACGGCCGACAUCAUACCCGUCGACAUCCCUGUAAACAUGAUGAUCGCCAUCGCGUGGCAGACUGCCGUCACGAGGCCUGAGAGAGUGCACGUAUUCAACUGUACGUCGGGACGGACCAAUCCCGUAUCGUGGGGAGAAAUAGAGACCAUGAUCGUGAAGAGCGUGACGAAGAAUCCGAUAGACAAGGUCUUCCGGGUCCCCAGCGCACGCUUCACGGCCUCACCACUGUGGUACAGGCUGGUGGUCAUCUUUGACCACUAUCUGCCAGCCUACAUCUUUGAUCUCGUGACGAAAUUCAUCGGCGGAAAACCAAUUUUGAUGCGAAUCUAUGAUAAGAUUCACCGGUCGCUGGCGACGUUGGAUUACUUCACGUCGAACAACUGGGACUUUGCGUCGGAGAACUCGCUGAUGCUCACAUCGGCAAUGACGGAAGAAGACUUGAAAGAGUUUAACUUCAGCAUGAAUGGCUUGCGAUGGCAAUCGUAUUUGGAUACCUAUGUCCUCGGGACGAAGCAGUUUGUACUGAAGGAAGACCUAGCGGGAUUACCGCUUGCCAGAAGACAUCUUCUCAAGCUCCAGAUCUUCCAGUACCUGAUGCAAGUCGUGCUGUUCUGCGUCGUGUGGCGCCUCCUGGUGGCGCGCACGAACAUCGCGCGCAAGCUGUGGCGCUUCGUCAUCUCGCUGAGCCAGAAGUUUGUCGUGCGGUUGCCGAGGGUGACGCGAUCGUCGUAGGUGGCGCCACCUGUGCGUCCUCCGAGUGUUCUUCGAGCCGCGCGCUCCAUCGCUGCAACGUGAUUGGUCGAGGCAUCUCGGAACACUUGAAAGCAUCUAGAAGUGGGAUUCGUCGAUUUUGGCGUGUGGCGGCGACCCCUUGGAAGGCCCGAAUAGGAACAAUAGUUUUGUGUAAUCUGACUAGUUAGGAGGUGUUUGUAAAACAAGAGAGCGCUGGUGGGGUACGCACAAGCGACUUUGAAACUCAUCGUCUGCGUUAUGGGCGAGUCGAUUUUUUAAAUCGUACAGAUUUGAGCUUUAUUUCGCGAGUAGGUGAUAGCGUGUAUUCCUGCAAACAGGAAAAGAUAGGUGGAACACUAGCUUAGUAAAGAUUAUCAGCAGAUGUAAGAUCAAGGAGAUGUAAUUAAAUACAAGAGAGAAAAAAUUCUGAGGUUCAUUGUCAGAAACAAAAUUAGUCUUGACAUUAGUCUUAAUGUUAGUUUUAACAUUAACUUUGUCUUGUUGACAGAAAUAUGGUGCAAUUACGAGUUUCUCAUGCAGGGUGUGUAGAGCUCCGGUCUACGAGAAAAAGUUUGUUAAUACUAAUAUUAUAACUAAUUUUGUUUCUGACAACGGGCCUCUAACGUUAAUGAUUACUGCUCCUGAUCGUAACGGCCGCUAGAGGGCCUACUCACCAGAGCGUUAACCCCUUACUAUAUGAAAGUGUGUGGCUGCUGACUGAGCCAGACCGGCCAAUGAGUGAGCAGGUCGCAGCGACUUUGAUUAGGUCGUCCAAUCAGCGAGCAGGCUUUUGCCUGACGUCAUUUCUCAAGUUAUUCAAGUUGAAUUUAUAACUGCAAUUAGUGCAUGCUUCUGCCAAAGCCAUUAACUAGAUUGUUUUCAUUCAUCAGGUAUUCGCCUGGGGCGAAGUUUUGCCGUAUUUACUUCUGUACGCUCGAUUGCUCGCCGCUAAUCAGAUUCCCCGCCAUAACAACCGGUCGAUCGAUAACGAGGCUCGCGAACCGCUGGCGCGGCGCUCGCUUACAGGCGUUAGUGUAGCCGUGCAGAACAUAACGACUGUAUUAUACAGGUUAACGGGCCUCUGGUUUAUUAUUGCUUUAAGACGUAAGACACUGCUGCCACCUAGUGCACGUUUAUCUACACGGUAUUUUAACAAUCACUAUACUUAUAUAAUAAUUGUAUAUAGAGUAGAUAAUCAAUAUUGUUAUGUCGUUUAGAUAUCUGUGAUUCAUUCUUGAAUAAUGGAAUUUAUGUCAGUAACGUUCCCUAGCAUGGGAAGACGUAGGUCUAUGAGACCAAUACUUUCAACUUGCAGUCGGGUGUUACUUACUAACACCUGUAAAAGUUUGCCACCUAGAUUUAUCCCUAGUGGGUAAGAAAUGGUGAUUGCGUUUGUCAAAUGUAAUUUUGUACGGCGCUUCGUACAAGGCGCAGUGGCGUAUGAGAGUUGUAAGUGCAGCUGUUGGUGUUGCUUAGACGUGGUGUAUAGUCAGCAACUUUCAUGUGCAAGUUUAGUCAUUUAAAGUUAAUAUAUUUAUAUUGUUUAGUAUUUGCCAGUGUAGAAAUACAUAUGCGUAGCAGCAGUGGUUCUUAAACGUUUUUUUUUGGGGGGGGGGCUGCAACCCAAAUUAUUUGUUCGUAUGGUCAGUUUAUCGACUGGAUACUUUGGUGCAUUCAACCAUGGUUGGAUUAUUGAUGAAACUUGCUGCCUCGGAACAUCCAUGGCGUCCCGGUUUUUCAGUCGUAAUCAAGGGGUUUAAGAACCGCUGCAUAAAAAUAAGGCAAUCGGGGUAUAAUAGGCGACGUAAGCGUGUGUGUGUGUGCGUGCGUGCGUGCGUGCGUGCGCGCGCGUGUGUGACACGUGAUACGUGGUGAAACGGACAAGAAAAUGUGUACAAUGAAGAAAUUACUUGAGUGUCUAGCGGCAUUCGUGGUAAAUGCGAACUUUAACUUUUAAGACAAAUGACCUUAUGGCGCGUAUUAGAUAUGUAUCUAUAUAUACACUUGAUUGCUUAGAUCUUGGAGUAAUCAUUGCGAUGAUCAUUCAGAAUGAUUACUCCCAAGCUUAGAUCGUGGUAACGAUGAUCUCUCAUGUGUUCUCGCUGGAAUUUGCUACGUUAAUAUACGUGAUAUUGUGAUUUGACCGUAAUGUGGUGCAUAUCGAUUAAUUGGCAUUUAAUUAUAUGUUUUAUUUUAAUAUGUCGGUGUUUAUGUUUGCCGCUCGCGCGCGCGUGCGUGCGUGCGUGCGUGCGUGCGUGCGUGCGUGCGUGCGUGCGUCUGUCUGUAUUAGUUAUGUAUCGCGCGGUGGAUGCUUGGACGGGCUGACGGCUUGAUGGUUCAUGUUUCCACUGUAUCGCAAAAAAGGAUGGGGGAGGAGGGAGGAGGAGGAGAAAGAAGGGGGGUCUGUUGUUAGAGGGUGGGUGCAGAGACCCCUUUGUGGCCUGCAGGUACUCGUAGUGUCUACCCAGAGUGGUCACCGACGGGGUUUCACCAGACGAGUGCAUGUUGGACACGAUGGAAUCGAAUUAACCUGAAAACGCGGUUUCCGUGGCGUUACACUGAUGUUCUACCCUAGAUGCGCCCCCGUCAACCGCAGAAUAUAAAUAAUAGAAAUAUCAACGAUAUAAGUCUAUAAUAUAAUCAUGAGUGCAUGCCACGGACGAUUACGUGAACGAGUUUGCGUUAUAUAUAUAAUGCAUGAGGAUCAUUUUGCCAGGAGUUUUCCUUUGAAACUAGUGCGUUCCAACUGAUACACUGUAAAGAAAGAAAGAAUCUGGGUCCGGGAAAGGGUACGGGUUUCUUUUUCAUGCUGAGGGAGACCAACAUCACUUUUAAUCUGUAUAAAAAAAGGUUGGUGGCUGGUUUAGUGUGGAGUAGCUCGAACUAUAGGCUACAUUCGUAUCAUCAGGAGUAAAUAUUCACUUGUGAUUAUUUACUCCUGGUAUCAUGCAGGCAGCAGAGGGGGCAGACUAUGGUGGUCCCUUCCCACUCUGUGUUGAUGUGAUCAUAGAUAUAGAAUAGAAGAAUAGUAUAUAGAAUAUAUCUCUAUUCCAUAUCUAUGAUGUAAUCUCGAGUAGACACCUGCGAGAUCUGGCGUGUGUUAAAAAUAUGUUCUUAGCUUUAUUGUCGUCAUCCCGUUGCGUGUUUUAGCAGAGUAGUCGCAUGGCCGCGUAUGGUUGGCCAUCGUACUCGGAAAUAAUUAUUUUCACCGCGGUAGAAAUAAUUCAACCGCGGUUAAAUCACAUAUGUGUAACAAGGCAACCGAUUGGGUAAAGUGGCAAUAAUUUUACCGCGGUUAAAUUUGUUCUACCGCGGUAAAAAUAAUUAUUUCUGAGUACGAUGGCUAACCGUAGCCGCUUUGCACAUGGAACGACGCGUUCGAUUAAGUUUUGGCGCUACGUUGGGUCCAAAUCGCAGCCGGCCACCAAAUCGCGAAUCAUCAAAUCACUGCUUCCAUGCUUGCUGGUCACGAGUUGUUACGGACUUACGGUGCUUCUGUCCGAUCCACCGGUUGUAGAUUUACACGCCAGUGUCGAUGUAAUUAAGAACAAAGUGUACGCUAUUUAUAUUCUAAUUGCUUAAUGAAAUAAAAGUAAACACAGUUGUCAGAUCGAAAAA
This is a messenger RNA of Priapulus caudatus, 4727 nucleotides long. RefSeq names its product fatty acyl-CoA reductase 1-like. Gene Ontology annotation, molecular function: alcohol-forming very long-chain fatty acyl-CoA reductase (NADP+) activity. Gene Ontology annotation, cellular component: peroxisome. Gene Ontology annotation, biological process: long-chain fatty-acyl-CoA metabolic process. NCBI's taxonomy places the organism in Eukaryota, Metazoa, Priapulida, Priapulimorpha, Priapulimorphida, Priapulidae. Bases 114 to 1109 code for a protein of 331 amino acids. The record is from RefSeq and is a predicted model, not a curated record. The transcript has 9 exons.